UUUAUUUUUUUUAUUUUAUUUUAUUUUUUAAACUUGUCUUGUCCAGCCACACGGGCGAUUAAUACUUCUGAUUUAUAUGCCCACAUCUGCUGUAGUUUUACUUUACAAGGUGAAAUAUGUGAUAGUUCAACCGUUUAUUAUUAUUAUUAUUAUUUGUGUUUGACUUUAUGAAAUGUUUGGAUACAUUUAGUGUUUACACCACAUUUGGAGCUGAUAUAAAGAAGACAGAAGAGGGAAUAUUGGGGACAAAAGGAAGACAAAACAGCGAGAGACAACAACAAUAACGGAAUUUCAUAACAUAGAUACACUAGCUACAAAUAUUUUAUCAGUGUUCAUGAAACAUGAGUGAAAUAAACAGUAAUAAUACAGUACUGACAAUGAUCAUUGUUACACUAUAAUGAAAAUAAUGAUGUAUAGUAAUAUCAACAGUAAUAGAGAAUAUUAAUACAGUAUUUACCAAUUUUAUCACUAUCAAAUGUAAUACAUACAUCAGAUAAAACGUUACUUUAUGAGAAAAACAAAAAGGAAAAAAAAUAAGGAAGUUAAACAUUAACUUAUAGAGAGUAAUAAUGAUAAGAAUAAGUCUUUCUUAGUGGUGUGCUCUGUUUUAGUUGACCAUGUGAAUGAGUAUGUUUUAUUUGUAUGAGAGUAAGUGUGUACAUAUGCAUGUAAGAUAUAUGUGUUUGCAUAAUCGUGCAGGUAUAUGUUUGCGUAUGUAUGUAUAUUUAUUUAUCACUGUCUAUGUGUGUUCCAAGUUUAUUGUAGGUGUUAUUCUACAAUGUAAGGAAACUGUCUCUGAGGGCGAUCUGGAGGUUUUGACCUUUGCGCAGGUGUACCUAAUAAAGUGUCUUUGUUUGGUGCGUGUGUCAUUCUAUCUGCAAGUUGAAGAUCCAAUGUCCCUCUCAACUUCCUCCUAUCCGAGAAAUCGCAAAAAGCCGCCACCUGACCAGGGCUCAGGAAAUCUGUAGAGACUCCUCCCACCCCCACCGAGGACUGUUUUCACUGCUGGACUCAAGAAAGAUGUUCCGCAGCCUCCGUAGCAGAACCUCCAGAUGCUGACGGCACAGCGGUGUUGCAACUGCUGACAGGCGGCUGACUAACCAUGGAAAGAGAAGGCUCCUUAAGGAGGAUUUCGAGGAGUCUCCACAGCAGGUUGAGGCUGGCCGGUGGCUCGUCUUCCAGCUUGACUGACCUCUCAAAGACACCUUGGGGAGGAGGCGCAGUGGAGAAAGUGGUGGCGGAGGAGAGCAGCAAAGGAACCCAGCAGAGAAGAGCUGGGGCCAAUGCCACAUGGAACAGCAUCCACAAUGCAGUCAUCUCUGUGUUCCAGAAGAAGGAUCUGGGAGAGAAUGAGCUCUUCAUUUUGAAUGAAGGUGUCAGGCAGCUGCUGAAGACAGAGCUGGGCUCCUUCUUCACAGAGUACCUUCAGAAUCAGCUGCUGACCAAAGGCAUGGUCAUACUGAGAGACAAAAUACGCUUUUAUGAAGGUCAGAAGUUGUUGGACUCUCUGGCUGACACUUGGGACUUCUUCUUCUGUGAUGUUUUGUCCAUGCUGCAGGCCAUCUUCUAUCCUGUGCAGGGGAAAGAGCCAUCAGUGCGUCAGCUGGCACUGCUCCACUUUAGGAACACCAUUACCCUUAACCUGAAGCUAGACGAGGCUUUGGCGCGACCUCGGGCACGAGUACCCCCCUCCAUCAUACAGAUGCUCCUCAUACUUCAGGGCGUGCACCAGUCCAAAGGCGUCACAGAUGACUACCUGCGCCUGGAGUCUCUCAUUCAACAAGUGGUCUCGCCAUACCUUGGGACCCAUGGAUUAUAUUCCAAAGAUGGUUUGUCCAAUCAGCACUGUUCUUCAUGUCUGUUAGAGAGGCGUCUUCAGCGUUCUGGACUGUCCAAGUCUGGCAACUCCCCCACGGCAAAGAACCCAGUUGUGCGCUCCAAAAGCUACAAUGUUCCCAUGCUGACCCCUGUCGUGGAGCACGACGUGGACUUGUCGGCGGGCGGGGGCGCUGCUAUCAGACGCCACUCUGUGUGUGAGAUGACAUCCUGCGUGGGGCAGAGCGCCUCUGUGGGUAAUUCCGGCAUUGACCACUCAGGUACCUCGAGUCAGAACACCCAGGUCCAGCAUCUUUCCCACUCCAUUCUUCCCGAGUCCUCCCCUCCAGGCGAUUGCAAGCACUGCACGGGCUCUCUGGUGUCAAACUCCCCCGUGUCCUCCAGAGUUCUGGCUCAGGACACAAGCUCAGGCCCCAGUCCAUCAUCCAGUCCGGAGGUCACAGCAGAUCACCACAUCCCUGAAUCUUUGGACUCAGAACCUGAGCAUGAUGGCAUCUUUCUGAACUUCCCCAAAGCCUGCGAUGGAGGUGCAACACACAGCAGUGUAGCCUGACAGGUGACAAGCCAGUACCUUUUUAGCGUAUUUCGUUAAUCAAGGGAAUCAGCAAAUAAUCCUGCAGGCAUGAGGAUAAAAUAUUAACAGUAUUUAUUAAACUGAACAGCUAGAAAGUAUUGCAAACAGUGCCACCUAGUGUUCACUCCUAUACCUGAA
Nerophis lumbriciformis (worm pipefish) is the source of this 2548-nucleotide messenger RNA. Lineage: Eukaryota; Metazoa; Chordata; Actinopteri; Syngnathiformes; Syngnathidae. The record is from RefSeq and is a predicted model, not a curated record.